UCUUUCCGCUAGAUACUAGCGCCGGCCACGGUGCAACCCAAUUUUUUUUUUCUGCUGUCCUAAAGCGAAGAGUCCCGGAAACCCAAACAGAGAGGCAUGAAAAUAAUAACCAAAUCACUUGUUGUCCUCACCAAUCUUUCUUCAACCAAACCAUUAAACCCCAUCAAGCCUUUUCCAUUAAUUAGGCCUCUAUCUUCCUCCAAUACUAAUGCUACCAUAAAAACAGCAAAACGAGAAUCUUCUUCACCAAAAUCCCAUAGAGACUCCCUCAUUCUCGAGAAGUUCCGACAAAGACUGCUCAAAGGUUCCCUGAAAAGCAGCUCGGAGUCCAAAACUAAACAAGAAAGGGAAGAUGGGGUUAGUUUUGAGAAUGAGAAGAACAAAAGUGGUGCUACGAAAUUUGUUUCCAGUUUCCAAGAACUGGGUUUGAAAGCUGAGAUUAUCGGAGCUUUGAGUGAGAUGGGAAUAUGGGUUCCUUCUGAAAUUCAGUGUGUUGGGAUCCCAGCUUUGUUGGAUGGGAAAAGCGUGGUCUUGAGUUCUGACACUGGAUCUGGAAGAACUCUGGCUUUCUUGUUACCUCUCAUUCAGCUUCUUAGACAAGACGAGGCAUUGCUAAGUGUGAAGCCAAAGCAUCCUCGAGCUAUUGUUUUGUGCUCCUCGGAGGAACUAUGCGACCAGAGUUUUCAAACAGCCAGAUUCAUCAGCCGUUAUGCUAAGUUGAAUUCUGCUUCAAAAUGUGGUUACGGCAAAUCGAGACUAUCCGAAAAUUUGGCACAUGACUCAAUUGGUAUGCUUGUUGCCACUCCUAGUGAAAUUAGUCAGUACAUUGAGGAGGGAAGUGUUGUUCUGGAGGACACCAAAUUCUUGGUAUUGGAUGAAAUGGAUGCUAUGUUUGAUCAUGGCUUUGGUUCCGAAAUUCACAAGAUACUCAAUUAAAGAAGUGUCGAUCAAAAGCCGAAGACUUUGGACUUCAAACUGUUUUAGUUACUUCAGCAAUAACAAAGAUGCUGGGAAAACAGUUAUCUCUUGUAAUGGAGCAUGUGGAACAGAAUAAUGCUGGAAAAGUGGCUGCAAUGUUGCUGGAGAUGGAUCAACGAGAGGUAUAUGAACUCACCAAGUCUUUGGAUGCUUUGAAGAUAAAAAUUGCUGAAACAAUGAAUUUUUGUCUUUCUUCUUGAUUAUUGACAAUGGUUAUAACCCUUUCCACGCUUUGGAGGGGAGCAAGCCUUUUCCGUGUAAGUUAUUCGAUAUUUAAUUGAUCUUAAGAGUUGCUACAGUUCUUGAAUCUU
Messenger RNA from Hibiscus syriacus, 1289 nucleotides. RefSeq names its product DEAD-box ATP-dependent RNA helicase 39-like. The transcript is spliced from 5 exons. Lineage: Eukaryota; Viridiplantae; Streptophyta; Magnoliopsida; Malvales; Malvaceae. The record is from RefSeq and is a predicted model, not a curated record. Gene Ontology annotation, molecular function: nucleic acid binding; RNA helicase activity; ATP binding. The coding region runs from base 97 to 936 and encodes 279 amino acids.